CUCGCUCGUUAGAUAGAUCCCUUCCCUCUCUUCUUCUUCCUCUUCACUCCCUCAUUAUAUUCCAUUCAUCUCUCUACACAUCUCCAGCUCUUCUUCAAGUUUAGCUUAAUCUUCAUCGAUACUAAUAAUUAACCAAAAAUGGCUACAUAUAAGCCGAAGAACAUCCUCAUCACCGGAGCGGCGGGCUUCAUCGCCUCCCACGUGGCCAACCGCCUAAUCCGCACCUACCCUGACUACAAAAUCGUCGUCCUCGACAAACUCGACUACUGCUCCAACCUCAAAAACCUAAACCCUUCCAAAUCCUCCCCAAACUUCAAAUUCGUCAAGGGAGACAUCGCCAGCGCCGACCUCGUCAACUACCUCCUCAUCACCGAAAACAUCGACACCAUCAUGCACUUCGCCGCCCAGACUCACGUCGACAACUCCUUCGGCAACUCCUUCGAGUUCACCAAGAACAACAUCUACGGCACUCACGUCCUCCUCGAGGCCUGUAAAGUCACUGGCCAGAUCAGAAGGUUCAUCCACGUGAGUACCGAUGAGGUUUACGGAGAGACUGAUGAGGACGCUUCCGUUGGGAAUCACGAAGCUUCUCAGCUGCUUCCUACUAAUCCUUAUUCCGCUACUAAGGCUGGCGCUGAGAUGCUUGUGAUGGCCUAUGGGAGAUCUUAUGGAUUGCCUGUUAUAACUACGCGUGGGAAUAAUGUUUAUGGACCGAAUCAGUUUCCUGAGAAGUUGAUUCCUAAGUUUAUACUGUUGGCUAUGAGUGGGAAGCCGCUUCCGAUACACGGAGAUGGGUCUAAUGUUAGGAGUUAUCUUUAUUGUGAAGAUGUUGCUGAGGCUUUUGAGGUUGUUUUGCAUAAAGGGGAGGUUAACCAUGUUUAUAAUAUUGGGACGACGAAGGAGAGGAGAGUGAUUGAUGUGGCUAAUGAUAUUUCGAAGCUAUUUGGGAUUAACCCUGACUCUACGAUUCAGUUUGUUGAGAACCGGCCGUUUAAUGACCAGAGGUAUUUUUUGGAUGACCAGAAGUUGAAGAAAUUGGGGUGGGAGGAGCGUACCACUUGGGAGGAAGGGUUGAGGAAGACUAUGGAGUGGUACACUGCGAAUCCUGAGUGGUGGGGUGAUGUUUCUGGAGCUUUGUUGCCUCAUCCAAGGAUGUUGAUGAUGCCUGGUGAUAGACUUUGUGAUAGUGGUGAUGAGCGUAAAGAUGCUGAUGGUAAUCAGACGUUCACGGUGGUUACUCCGACCAAGACUGGUGGCUCUGGAGAUAAUAAAGCGUCGUUGAAGUUUCUUAUCUAUGGGAAGACUGGGUGGCUUGGUGGUCUUUUAGGAAAAUUGUGUGAGAAGCAAGGGAUUGUGUAUGAGUAUGGGAAAGGGAGGUUAGAGGAUAGAGCUUCUCUUGUGGCGGAUAUUCGCAGAGUUAAACCGACUCAUGUCUUUAAUGCAGCUGGUUUAACGGGGAGACCUAAUGUUGACUGGUGUGAGUCUCACAAGACAGAGACUAUACGAGUUAACGUUGCUGGUACUUUGACUCUGGCAGAUGUUUGCAGAGAGAAUGGUCUGUUGAUGAUGAACUUUGCCACUGGUUGUAUAUUUGAGUAUGACGCUGCACAUCCAGAAGGUUCAGGGAUUGGGUUUAAGGAAGAAGACAAACCGAAUUUCACUGGUUCUUUCUACUCAAAAACAAAGGCAAUGGUGGAAGAGCUUCUAAGAGAAUUUGACAACGUAUGCACCUUGAGAGUGCGUAUGCCAAUCUCAUCCGACUUGAACAACCCACGAAACUUCAUCACCAAGAUCUCUCGUUACAACAAAGUGGUGAACAUCCCAAACAGCAUGACCAUACUAGACGAACUCUUACCAAUCUCCAUCGAGAUGGCGAAGAGGAACCUGAAGGGAAUAUGGAACUUCACCAAUCCAGGAGUGGUGAGCCACAACGAGAUACUAGAGAUGUACAAGAGCUACAUCGAGCCGGGUUUCAAGUGGUCCAACUUCACUUUGGAAGAACAGGCUAAGGUCAUUGUGGCACCACGGAGCAACAACGAGAUGUGUGGUGCCAAGCUCAGCAAGGAGUUUCCAGAGUUGCUUUCCAUCAAAGAUUCGUUGAUCAAAUACGUCUUCGAACCAAACAAGAGAACGUAAAAAGUCUCGGUAACACUACACUUUCCUCUUUCUCUCUGUUCAUUGUUAUAUUAUCUUGCAGGUAGUUUCACUGUAUUGAUUCUACUAUAAUUUGAUUUGAUUUAUCAUGUAAUUCUUUACUUUUUUUUGGUACUCUACGAAACACAUGUUUGUUUACAUUAAUAUUAUUACAGAGUUAUUUUUACUAUCA
This is a messenger RNA of Eruca vesicaria subsp. sativa (arugula), 2326 nucleotides long. Lineage: Eukaryota; Viridiplantae; Streptophyta; Magnoliopsida; Brassicales; Brassicaceae. The record is from the annotation of a GenBank genome assembly.